Molecule: messenger RNA, 657 nt
Organism: Hydatigera taeniaeformis
Lineage: Eukaryota; Metazoa; Platyhelminthes; Cestoda; Cyclophyllidea; Taeniidae
Source: the annotation of a GenBank genome assembly
AUGGUGGAGGAUCGUGGCGGCAAUUUCAUUCUGGACGACUUGGUUCCUGAUGAGUAUGUUGUCUCGCCCUGCCAUGAUCAUCUUCACGAGAUUAAGGUGAUCGCGGAAGGUAGAUUUUUUGACCGCUAUACCGGUUCGGGGGCAAAAGAAACUGAUGAAGAUUCUAUCGAAACCAGUCAUACAGCCUUGCUAACUGCAGAAGAUAAGCAACCUGCACUUGGCACGGGGGGCUUAGAAUCUAACUCACAUCAAGAGAUGAGUGCGACGGAAUCGUGGACGCAAGAAACCGGCGUUGACAGCGCAGGUGUCUUGGACACUGCAGGUCAAGCCGAAGAAGGCCAUACGUGUCAGAGUAUGGAGGGCGGCGAUCUCCAUGGCAGUUUCCAAGCCUCCCUUGGUGAUCAGGGUAUGCAGGUAGGCAAUCAAGGUGAUCAAAAUGAACUCGGAAACACUCAAGACUGUCCACAAACCGCAAGGUACGCAAGGUACUUUACGUAUGUGACGGAGAACGAACCAACUCACCAAAACGGUACAGAAGGGCCUCAAUUAACGGGGUUGGGAGGUCUACGGGCAUUAUCUUUGCUUGAAUUCACUGGUGACGUGCGUGCGGUUGACUUUGAUUUACUUAACAGGGAAAUCUGUUUCCAAAGGGGGUAG